CCAGGCGUCAAAGUCAAUACCACGUACUAUUAGGUACGACUACAACUUUUGAAAUAGAUGAAUAGUAUUGAUAUCCCUUCUUUCAUUGUUCCGUUCUUCUCGUGUAUUAUCAUCCUAGAAGUUGUUCGAUGUUUUCAUCGCCCUUAUUCAUUUCUAAGAGAUCCGUAUCUAUAACUGCUCCUCGUCACGCUCCUCGUCUUGAUGUUAGAUGAAUGAUCCUUCUAAAUCCUCUAAAUCCACGUAUAAGAAGAAACGGAAAAGGCGACCCACGAACUUCACGAUUUGUUUUGGAGCGACUGGUAACCGUAACAAUUCCUGCGCUUUCAUAGGCUGCGAUUGGAUGCUUGCCACAGAAUAAAAGCUCCUCAUCAUGAUCACCGCAGUAGAAGAAUCAUGUUUGAGUGGUUACUCUCCCCCAUUUCCGCUAGUUCUUCUUCAAACAGUUCUCCAAGAGCCUCUUCUUCAUCAAGCGAAACAAGAACAUCUCCAACAACAAUGUAUUCUUCGAGUCAGCGCAUGCGUCACGAAGGGGAGGUGACUGCCUUUCGUCGUCGCGGCAAAAUCGACAAAUCCCGGGAUAAUUGGGCGCAACGGGAAGCAAGAUUGUUAGAAUCGGGUUGCAAAGUGAUGUACCAUGCUACUAGCUUUUAUGAACGAGGAUUGAAGAUGGGCAUGAAGACAAUGCGCACUCCAGGUAGUACUCUGCCUUCUAGGUACUGUACUACGUAAGUGCGAAGAAGUGCCCUUUUUCAAUGAAGUCAACAAAGAUAGCAUUCAAGAUAGAAGAAGGUAUGGCACUGCCUCCAUGCCACUUUACUCCUAGAGAUAUAUAGAGAAACAAUUUGUGUUUUCUGAAUUUUUCUAAUUCGCAGAGGCAGCUGCAAAAAUUGAAAGCGAAGGUAAAUUGCGAAGAGGUUGUACGGGUAUCCUAGGUGGCGCCAUCUAUCUUGCGGAAUCAAAGGCAGACGCCAUCCACAAACAACGAACAGUCACGAAGGAGAAGGGAAAAACGAAAGGAAAGGUUUUCAGAGUGAAAUUAUGGAGGGAGGUAGAAGUAUAACCCGUUGAGAAGGUUGUCAAAAUAUUAGAGCAAGAUAUCUCCAGGUCAUGAUCAUCCUUCUAAUCCCAGUCCGUCUAGGCAAUUGCAAGGACUUCUCAUGCGCCGACCACGAGGCGGACUUCUGGAAGCUACUCGCUGAAGGCUAUGACAGUGGAAGAAUCAUGCCUCAGGCGUUGUGGGAAUACGCCGUUUACAACUCUGACCAAACGGUUCUAGAAUUGCCAGGAGUGGAAUUUGAGGUGUAGAGCAGCAGGGUCUAGAAGGUGUGAAAGUUAAUGUGUUGAUCAUGUUCUUGUGAGGAAAAGUUAUGAUAUAUACAUAGAUGUUGUUCUUGUUUCGAUGUCAUGUGGAUUUCUUCUACUUUUAACUCUUCAGUAGUUUAAAAGUUAUCUCUUUAGGAGUUUGAAAAACUGAUAUAUGUACCAGGGAGGGAGGCCCCCCCCUGUGGAUGGACAGAUAAAUCUAGUUAAGAAAAUAUCCUUAAAAAUGAUUAAAUGCAUGCAGGAAUGACUUGUCAUUACUGCAUUAUUUAUUUAAUCUGAACUUGACAAAUAAAC
Amoebophrya sp. A25 is the source of this 1617-nucleotide messenger RNA. The record is from the annotation of a GenBank genome assembly. Lineage: Eukaryota; Dinophyceae; Syndiniales; Amoebophryaceae.